Molecule: messenger RNA, 870 nt
Organism: Penicillium crustosum
Lineage: Eukaryota; Fungi; Ascomycota; Eurotiomycetes; Eurotiales; Aspergillaceae
Product: alpha/beta fold hydrolase
Exons: 1
Coding region: 1-870 (289 amino acids)
Source: RefSeq, a predicted model, not a curated record
AUGCCCAAGACAUCGACCCCCCAUAGCCAAUUCGUCCACCAUGCGAACGGACAAACUACUCAUUACAUUGUCGAUGACUUUACAGACCCGUGGAGGCAAUCAGAGACCGAGACUAUCCUCAUACAGCACGGCUUUGGCCGCCAUUUUACCUUCUGGUACCAUUGGAUCCCGGUACUUGCAAGAAAAUACCGUGUCAUUCGACGUGAUCUUCGCGGACAUGGCUUGUCGAGCGAUCCAUCCGCUGACUAUGAUUACUCCCUCGACACCAUAUUGAGCGAGAUCGUAGAUCUCCUAGACCAAGAGAAAGUUGCCAAAAUCCAUCUCCUUGCCGAGUCUACUGGUGGAAUGAUUGGGAUAGCGUUCGCAGAAAGGCAUCCGGAACGGGUCCUCACCCUGACAACUUGCGCCACACCUUCCUAUUUACCACCCGACGCCAAGAAACGCUGGGGACUAGAAUUCGAGGAUUGGCCUACUGCAUGCCGGAAAUUAGGUGCUCGCGAAUUCAACAGGAGAAUGGCGAAUCUCCCUGGUGGAAUCGGACAAUCGGACCCUGUCUAUCAAAAUUGGUGGCUCGACCAGAUGGAUCUCUCCACGGGGGAAGGAUUUGCGCGAUAUGCGGAAUUUCUGAGCAAUCUUGAUGUCCGACCCAUGAUGUCCGGUAUUAAAUCCCCAACUCUAAUCCUGGCGCCGACGAACAGUGGAAAUACCAGCUUCAAGGACCAGGAAGCGCUGAGAGAUCUAAUCCAUGGAGCCAGAUUGGUACCCAUCGCAGGGAAGGGUCAUGAGAUAUAUGUUGAUCGGGCUGCGGAGUGUCAGGAGGCUUUUCUUGACUUUCUGGACCAGACUAAGAAACGGAACAAAGGCAAUUGA